Molecule: messenger RNA, 830 nt
Organism: Apis laboriosa (Himalayan honeybee)
Lineage: Eukaryota; Metazoa; Arthropoda; Insecta; Hymenoptera; Apidae
Gene: Vkor
Product: vitamin K epoxide reductase complex subunit 1-like protein 1
Exons: 4
Coding region: 155-634 (159 amino acids)
Biological process (GO): vitamin K metabolic process; peptidyl-glutamic acid carboxylation
Molecular function (GO): vitamin-K-epoxide reductase (warfarin-sensitive) activity
Source: RefSeq, a predicted model, not a curated record
GUUAUAUUUUGUUUCACAUUCGCUUGAUUAUCGAUCGUGGCAUUUGUAUAAUUUACUCGUACGAAGAAUAUUAAUUUCGACUGGAAGUAUCGGAAAAUUUUCAAGUGUGAAUUGAAUCAAUCAUUCUUUCCUAUAAAAAAACCUUGCAAAAACUAUGCGGAAAUUGAACGUCGGAAUUAUCACAACAUGUAUCGUAGGUCUUGCUGUUUCUUAUUACGCAUACUCUAUAGAAGUUGCAAAGGAAAAUGAUAAUUUAUACGAAGCAAUGUGCGAUAUCAGUGAGCACGUUAGUUGCACAAAAGCAUUUUUCUCUGAAUAUGGAAAAGGUUUUGGAAUAAUUCCAAAAACAUCUCUUUUAUAUAUACCAAAUCCUAUAUAUGGGUUAAUAUUUUAUACUUUAGUCGCAAUACUGAGUGUGUCAAAUCGAUAUGUUACAUCAAUUUUGGUUGUAACAUUAGGAAUUUUUGCAAACAUCGGUACAAUUUUUUUAGCUUUAAUUUUAUACAAAUUAAAUAAUAUUUGCGUGGUCUGUGUUAGUAUUUAUAUCUUAAAUGCCAUUCUUUUAAUAUUUGCGAUUAAGAAACAUCGAAGAUUAUUUCGAAAUGGUAUAAAUCAACAAAUAAAAUCGAACUAAAUAUUGAUUUUUUAAAAUCUAGAUUUUCUGAAUAUCAUUUUUUUUUAAAAAGUCCCUAUGAGUCCCUAUGAAUAGACUGUAUAAUUGAUAUGAUAUUAAUAUUAUUCAUUAAAUAUCGAUAUAUAUAGUCUGAUUUAUUAAAAUUUUAUACAUUAUUUUAGUAAAGCAAUUUGUAUAUAUCUUUGUAUAUAUCAAA